AAGAAUGAAGACGUUUGGGGGACAUUAUCACCUAUCCGCCACCGCUCUUGCCGGUGGGUCACGGCGGAAGUCAUCGAGCCUUUCGCCGUCCAAAACUAAUUCCAGUCUUUCUCCUGCGAGACUUCCCAAGCUGGAAAUCUCUAUUCCUUCUCUACCCGAAGACCGCAUCGUUGUGCGUCAUUUUCAAGCUCUUCCAACCGAUAUCGUUUAUUGUUCUCUCUAUUUUGCCUUAGAAAUAUACAAAUUUCAAAUCUUUGGUGAUCCGGCAGUUAGGUGUUGGAAGUACGUUGGUGGACUUCUUGGCUGCGGUGGCUUCUUAUCCUAAGCCUGACGACAAAAUUAGGAGCACCAGCUUUGAGGUCCAAGGAGGUGGAAAUGCCGGGAAUGCUUUGACUUGCGCAGCUCGACUAGGACUCAAUCCUAGGAUUAUUUCCAAGGUUGCUAAUGAUUCACAAGGAAAAGGAAUAUUGGAUGAACUGGAAGAGGAUGGUGUUGACACAUCCUUUAUGGUGGUGUCUGACGGAGGCAAUUCACCAUUCACCUAUGUCAUCGUUGACAACCAAACGAAAACUCAAACUUGCAUACAUACUCCAGGAAACCCGCCUAUGAUACCAGAAGAUCUGUCCCAAUCAAAUUUGAUGUCUGCAAUUGAUGGAGUUAGAGUUGCCUAUUUUGAUGGAAGAUUGCAUGAAACAGCUCUUGUUGUGGCAAAGGAGUUUUUAUGAUAGGAACGAAUGCCAUUGGCAAAAUGGAAGUAAGUUGCGGGUAUUCUUUUCUAUUUCAGUGCAGGCUAGUAGGAGGAGGAUACCAAUUUUAAUUGAUGCAGAAAGGAUCCGGGAGGGGCUUGACGGUCUUUUGAAGUUUGCUAGUUAUGUUGUAUGCUCAGCAGAGUUUCCACAGGCAUGGAGCAAUGCCCCUACUCUUCCAAGUGCACUUGUUUCCAUGCUAUUGAGAUUGCCAAAUGUAAAAUUUGUUGUUGUGACAUUGGGAGAAGAGGGUUGCAUUAUGCUAGAAGCGGCUGAACCUGAGUCUGCCCAAUCUGAAGAAAUAGAUGUAGAUGACUUGUAUGAAAGAAUGAUGGAAAAGAAGGAUGUGAACGUGACCAUACCUACAUGCAUCACAUCGCACCCAGCAAAAUUGCAAGCAAAGGGAAUAGGAACAAUGAGCGGAAGACUACUUGUUGGAACAGCUGAGAAGAUACCAUCUUUUGAACUAGUUGAUACUACGGGUGCUGGAGAUGCAUUCAUUGGAGCAGUCCUUUACUCAAUCUGUGCUGAUAUGCCACCAGAGAAGAUGUUGACAUUUGCUGCUCAAGUGGCUGCUAUUGGUUGUAGAUCCUUGGGCGCUCGAGCCGGCCUCCCAUAUCAUGACGACCCUCGCUUGACACCAUUUUUAGUGUAGAGCUCCCAUGAUAUUAUAAUAAUUAUAAUACUAUGUAAUACAAAAUAAGAGGGUUGUGUUUUUUCUGGCAAUGUCCAUAAACUCUGUUAAAAUAAAAUGUUGUAAUAGAGUGAUCCAGAUAAUUAAUUGCACUUGGCUUUUUAUAGGGUUGAACAUUGUCUUGAUUCUGGAACCGGAGCAGAUUGGAACCUGUGAGAUAAAGGAACUCGAACUGAACUGAACUGGUUUUUACAGUUCCGUACAUGAACUGAACUUGUUGCGGUUCCGGUUCCUCCAAGGUGGGACGUCACUGAUUGGUUCCCAUUUCAAUUUUCCGUGUUUUUAAAGGCUACAAAGCAGAUUUUGGAACUUGCUCCGUAACUACUACUAACUAGAACCAGUUAACGCAGAUAAGGUUCCAGUUCCACCCUUUGGAACGGCCAUGGUCUAAACGUAGUUUCUUGUUCCAAAUGUUAAUU
Messenger RNA from Cuscuta epithymum, 1859 nucleotides. NCBI's taxonomy places the organism in Eukaryota, Viridiplantae, Streptophyta, Magnoliopsida, Solanales, Convolvulaceae. The record is from the annotation of a GenBank genome assembly.